UCCCUUGUUGUGGGAUAAAAUGAAAAAAAGAAAGAAAAGGAUCUUGACAACUGCAAAUAGAACAGAGUAGUGGCAACGAGUGUAGUCUGUAUAUUUAUUUCUGAGUUAUCUCCGGCAAUCGCAACUGAGCACAGCAAUUUCCCUCAAACAAUCUGAAAGGAAAUGGAAGGGACGUCGAACGGAGAUGAAUCUAAUUCGUGGGAUGAGCUCUAUAACUUCAAUUUGGUGCCUACCGAGAUAUUUCUCAAGUUCAGGAAAGAGAUUCAAGGGUUCCGCGUUGGCCUUAAUUUAGAGUUGUAUAAUGCUCCCUUGAACGACUACCAUGCAAAACUGGUUUUGAAACCUUUAGCAUUUGAGCGGAAAUGGAAGUUAAUUUAUGAGCCUUUAUACCAAGAUGUGCAGCUUGUUUCUAAGAAAAUUCCCAUAACGAAGUUCCUUAACCUCCAGGUAGGUGUGGGCCAUAGCUUUCAGUUGCAGGCAACAGGUUGGAAAUGGAAGCUUACAACAUCUUUAGGUGGAGACGGUAUAUCCAGGAUUCGAAAUAAAACAUCUCUUGGUUUAUGUCCCGGAGUGGAUUUCCGGUUUGGGUGGAGGGCUGAUUAUGUUCUCCCUGAAAUUACCGGGGGUGUCGGCUCUGAUGAACCAUUGUUUAACAUGAAUUCUGGCCGGUUACAAGCGUCACUUGACAGAGUUGAGGCCAUUUUUACGCAUACUGAUGAAGAAUGAAUCAAAUUGAUCGGAGGUGUGCAUCAUCUGCAAAGUAAACCAGCAGCGGGCUGACCAUGCAAUUUGCUAUUUCAUCUUUAUGUUGUUUGCCCCAACUUUUUUUUUGUUUUAAGAAUACAAUUGGGUGAAUGCUGGCUGCCUUGCAUGGUACAUAUCAGAGCAGGUAGGAAGAUACUUUUUAUCUGGUAGAAGGUUGAUCAUCAAAUGCUGCAUAACUUUAAUUGAGCUAGUGAGCAGAUUGAUUGAUGUUUUGGGUUGUU
Messenger RNA from Salvia hispanica, 986 nucleotides. RefSeq names its product OBP3-responsive protein 4 (ORG4) (gene ORG4). The record is from RefSeq and is a predicted model, not a curated record. Lineage: Eukaryota; Viridiplantae; Streptophyta; Magnoliopsida; Lamiales; Lamiaceae.